UCUGUUUCUCUCGUCCGGGUUUCAGGGGGAGGCGCCAUGAAGUACUUGGCCCAGCUGGUGGUGGCGCUCCUGGCCUUCUCGGCGGUGGUGCUGAUGGUGGCGCCGGCGGGCGCGGAGGCGGCGACCUGCGACGCGCUGCAGCUCACCCCGUGCGCGGGGGCCAUCAUCGGGAGCGCGGCGCCAACGGCGUCUUGCUGCAGCAAGAUGAAGGAGCAGCAGCCAUGCAUGUGCCAGUACGCGCGCGACCCCAACCUGAAGCAGUACGUCGACUCCCCCAACGGCAAGAAGGUCAUGGCCGCCUGCAAGGUGCCCGUGCCCUCCUGCUAAACCGACGCAUAUAUGAUGAUCCACACGCGCCUCUCUGGUCUCUUCGCUGCAUGCUUCAUGUGUGUUGAUGUGUCAGUUUUUGCAUGUUUCCCAACACUGUCUAGCUACCCUGACGAUGUUGUGGACCUAUUUGUAUCUGAAUUUCUGAAUAUACGCAAUAAUGAUGAUGUGUCUACUACUGUA
Messenger RNA from Triticum dicoccoides, 510 nucleotides. RefSeq names its product non-specific lipid-transfer protein 2-like. The coding region runs from base 37 to 327 and encodes 96 amino acids. The record is from RefSeq and is a predicted model, not a curated record. Gene Ontology annotation, biological process: lipid transport. Lineage: Eukaryota; Viridiplantae; Streptophyta; Magnoliopsida; Poales; Poaceae. The transcript has a single exon.